ACAUGAUUUGCGCAGUCGGCGUCUACGUCUAGUUUCCUACUUCUCCAUCCGGCGUUAGGGGCAUACUGUGUACAAUCUAUGGAAUACCAAUAAAAAGUUCAAGACUCUCGAAUCUACCUGCGCGAUACCCCAUAGCCCAUACACUCAUAACACAGCACUAUGGACGAAGAAGAGCCCCCAAUCCUCACGGCAGUGUCAAGCUCUGCGCGACAAUUGUACCUGCUCCUCCGCUGCAUUGCCUUCUCCAACAAGGCUCAUGUCCAGAUCAGCGACAUUGGUAUAAAACUUGCCGUCGAUGAGGCGAGCGUCAUGGAAGCAUCCGCCUUCCUUGACAAGUCCCUCUUCACAACCUACACUUUCAAUGCGCCCGCCCCACCGCCGAACUCCCAACACUCUGACAGCGACGAUGAACUCGACUCACCAUCUAGUACCACUCCGGCUUUCCAAAUAUCCCUUCCCGCCCUCCUUGAGACCCUCCAGAUCUUCGGCCUCACCGACCCCUCCACUUCCAAACCACCAUGGGCGCGCGAUGGUGCCUAUCCCACCAGCACAGCCUUCACUGGAAACAACAUAUUAGGCGGCAUGAACAACCUCUGUCGGAUAAGCUACGACGGACCCGGAGCUCCACUAGCCGUCACCUUGACAGAAGCGAGCAUACGCACGCAGUGCGAUCUCACGACGUACGAGCCAGAGUACACAGACGAGAUACCCUUUGAUCGCCAAGCCCUCGCACUCAAAGUCAUCAUGCGAGGCAGCUGGCUGUAUGACGCAGUACAAGAGCUAUCAUCUACAAGCCCAGAGAAACUGACCAUGUACGCCAAAACCGUGCACGGCAAACCCUUCUUCGCUCUUUCGUCGUCAGGCACUCUAGGCUCAGCACGCGUCGAGUUCAACAAUCAGCCCCAGCUCUCCGCCUACCGCACCCCUGCAUCCACGAACCUCAAUACGAACAACGAGACGGCAGAUCAGCAACCUACCAAUCUGCUUGAGACCUUCCAGCUCAGCGAUCCACAAGCCGUACUCCGCUCAUCUUACAAGUUUAGCUUGAUACAAAAGGCUGCGCGCGCCAUGAACGUUGCGACUAAAGUCAGUAUACGAGCAGAUACCCAAGGCGUAUUGAGUCUACAGUUCAUGAUUGAGGUAGACGGUGGUGGGUCGGCUUCUCAGAUUGGGCCUGGAGUGGCCACAGGCGGACAAGUGAGUUUCGUCGACUUUCGCUUUGUCCCGCUUGUGGAAGAGGAUGACGACGAGGCCGAGGGCGCAGACGUUGACGAGACUCUAAUGCACAAUGGCCCAGCGAGUGAUGGCGAGAGCGGAGCUGAUGAUACGCUAUGAGGAACGAUGGAUAUCAUUACUGGCAGAAAGCAGGAGCACCUCCGACAAGGGAAGAACUGAACAGGUCUGCGGACUACACUAUGAUGAAACAAGCAAAUUGGAAGAUCCAGUGACAGUGUAGGCUCCAGAGUGUUCAGCUUUUCACUUGAAUGAGGUCGGAGUUUGAGCUCAGCAUGUGCCGAUUUCGCUGAUAUCUUAUAUUUGCUAGUCUGUCCAGACCCGAACAGAAUAGGGAAAGAAAUCCACAAUCGUACAAUGACUUCUGUGAUGAAGCAACCAAGAGCCUUUGUCUGGCAGCCUCUUACUUGAAUGUC
This is a messenger RNA of Alternaria rosae, 1649 nucleotides long. Its product is annotated as Rad1/Rec1/Rad17. Gene Ontology annotation, biological process: DNA damage checkpoint signaling; DNA repair. The record is from RefSeq and is a predicted model, not a curated record. Lineage: Eukaryota; Fungi; Ascomycota; Dothideomycetes; Pleosporales; Pleosporaceae. The transcript has 2 exons. Gene Ontology annotation, cellular component: checkpoint clamp complex. The coding region runs from base 160 to 1335 and encodes 391 amino acids.